AUGUCUCUGCUGCCAGCACUGGCCAUCCUGCAGCAGGGCCUUGUGGGGCUGUGCCCCGAUGAGGCCUCUGCCAAUGCUUUGGAAAAAACGGUGGUGGUGUUUACUAUGGCAGUCAAUGCAUCGCAGGGCGAAGUCCUUUCGGGCAGCACAAAGCAGGAGCUGACAGAGAAGAUCAUCGCCCUGGCACAGCAACUGGCUCUGCUGGACCAGUCUCUGGCAGGGGACCCCUUCACUGCCCCCGGCCGGCUUAUGAACGUCCACGCAGCCUGCGCCGCCUUGCACGCGUGCAUCAGGAUCGGCACGACCCUCAGCCUGUCGCCCAGCGAUGCAUUCCGGCUGGCGGCAGCAGCCAGGCCGGUGAUCAACGCCGGAACAGCCGCGCUGACAGUGGCGCUGGCCGAUCCGCGACAUGCACGCGACCUGGCAGUCCUGGGUGACCGCGCCGCCCAGCAGCUGGGGGUGGUGGAGGGAGUGCUGGACGGCAUCCUAGUCGGCCCCGAUUACAGCCGCUCGGCGCGCGCGUUUGCGGCCACGGCAGCCAACCCAACAGCGGCAGUCGACUGGCUGGUCACCGUCACGCAUACGCUCGACGCGGCGACUACCGCAGGCGGGCGUGAAGGCUUGAGGUCGAGCGCCGCGCAGCGCUACCUGGCAGUGACCCACUCUUUCAUUACGCACCAGGAAUUUCAGCUGCACAGCCACCUGCUGGCCUCCCUCGCCAUCAACGAGCGCACGCAGGUGGCCCGCACGCUGCUCACCCUGUGCCUGCCCCCCCUGGUGGAGGGCAUGGAGGCAGCUGCCGGGGCCCUGGAGGAGUCACGCCCAGGCAGCAGCGCCGCAGCUUCGGCAGCCAUGGACCUCGGUCAUCAGCUCGGCCGUCUUCAGUUGCUGGAGCAAUGUGUGAAACAUCCAUCCCUGCAAGCAGGCCUCUCAGCCACUCUGCAGCUGCAUGGCAGCGGGCGGCUGGUGCAGCUGGCGGUGCGGCUGGCCGCGGCUCUGCCGCUGAGCCCGCCCCCGGGCAUGGAGCGUGACGUUGCGGCUGGCCACGUUGCAGCUGGGCAAUUGCUGGCGCAGCUGGUGCUUAUCAUGCGCCUGACGCUGGAACAGAUGCGCGCAGCGGAGCAGGACGCAGCCGAAGAGAUUCGUGCUGCAGAGCGGGAAGGCGGCAGCAGCAUGGAUGCUGGCAGCGGCAGCGACGGCGAGCACAGCUCGGCACAGCCCGACAGCAACGACCACGGCGGAGCGGAAUGCAGUGCAGAAGGCAGCGGACACGAUGAUCGCGGCAAUGACUCUUUGAGCCGCAAGUGUAGCAGCAGCCAGCACUUGGAGGAGCGGCGAGCAGCGGCAUGGCAGGUUGUGCGCCUGCUGCUGUGCCAGAUCUACGACAGCUGGCUGGAGGCACCUCCGGCCGCUAUCUGCGACAAAGGGCUGUCCGCAGCUGCGGCGGACAGCCUGGCGGGCAGCCUGCUCCGACUGCACAGCCUCAGCUGCAGCAUGGUACACUGGCUGGUGACGGCAGGCAAAAAGUCUGCACUGGUUCCCGAGAUAAACGACGGGGAGCCCCACAAGCUGUGGCGUGAUGUCAUCGAUGCGCUGUGCAGCCAGAAAUUUGCCGUCUGCCAAGCUAUGCACACAGCGACCGCAGGCAGCAACGCCGCCUCGCGCUCUGCCAGCCAGCGGCGCAUGCAGGUCAUGCACCACACGCAUCAGGCAGCUCUUCGAGUGGCGUACGCUGCUGCUAGCGGGCCGCUGCCCAGCGACGCCGAUGCUUGCAGCCUGCUGACCUUUCCGCUAGCCUAUUCCCUGUGGAUGGCGGUUAAGUCUUGCCCGCAGCUGUUGGUAGCUGAUCCCGCAUGCGCGAGCCUCUUGGAGCAGGCAUUGCGAGUGCAGGCACCGGGCUGCCUGCUGGAUGAGGCGCAGGCCCUGGUGGAGGCCGGAGGUGCAGAUCCGGCACUCACAAAGCUGGUACAGCGGCGGCUAUCCACAUUCGCAGAUGUCAUGGCACAGCUGGAGCAGGCAGGCGGGGACGCUGCAGCUGCGCUUGCCGCCAGCCCGCCGGAUGGCAGCGAGGCGGAGCAGCAGCAGCAGCAGCAGCGUGAGGCGCGGCGGCAGGGCCUGCAGUCUGCCGUGUCCAGGGCGCACGCGGCAUGGGCCGAGGCGCAGCGCAGCAGCCGGGCCAUGCCGCUUGCUGGCAGGGCGGAGGUGUACCAGCAGCAGGCGCUGCCGGCAGCCACCCAGCUGGGCAGCCUGCUGCAGGAGUACCGGUUGCUGCCAGAGCAGGUGGCAGCAGCCGAGCUGGAGCUGGCAGAGAUUGCCGCCUGCCGCGCCUGCGCCAACCUGCGCUGCCCCAGGCUGGAUGAGACCACACAGCCGGCGGGCAGCAGGAAGAGCCUGUGCGCCGGCUGUCGGGUGGUUCGCUUCUGCGGCCCGGCCUGCAUCAAGAUGGCCUGGAGGGAUGGGCACAAGCGGGUGUGCGCGGUGCUGGCAGCCAAGCGGCAGCAGGCAUGA
Chlorella variabilis is the source of this 2508-nucleotide messenger RNA. RefSeq lists its product as hypothetical. Lineage: Eukaryota; Viridiplantae; Chlorophyta; Trebouxiophyceae; Chlorellales; Chlorellaceae. The record is from RefSeq and is a predicted model, not a curated record. Bases 1 to 2508 code for a protein of 835 amino acids. The transcript has 8 exons.